This is a messenger RNA of Erinaceus europaeus (western European hedgehog), 3803 nucleotides long. It is a transcript of the gene CWC22, whose product is annotated as CWC22 spliceosome associated protein homolog. The transcript has 20 exons. Lineage: Eukaryota; Metazoa; Chordata; Mammalia; Eulipotyphla; Erinaceidae. The coding region runs from base 291 to 2972 and encodes 893 amino acids. Gene Ontology annotation, cellular component: catalytic step 2 spliceosome. Gene Ontology annotation, molecular function: protein binding; RNA binding. The record is from RefSeq and is a predicted model, not a curated record. Gene Ontology annotation, biological process: mRNA splicing, via spliceosome.
AGAGGAAAGUGUGACCGUGCCGACUACUCUAAAUCUGGUAUGAAGACCUGGCUUUUAAAGUAAAUGAACAGGCUAAUGUGUCAGAGACCAAGUUAGUGUAAAGUUGUCAUGCAUUUCACCUUCAGUCUUACACUUGCUGCCAGGUGCCCGGGAAGGGGAAGUGACGUACAUCCGGUGUCAUGGCGGCACGGUGGAGCUCCCGGUAAGUACUAAACUCAGUCCACUCUUAACCUUCAAGGAAUUCAUACUGUUUUGUACUUGUUAUUUACCAGAUCAGCUAACAACCAAAAAUGAAAAGUAGUGUGGGGCAGAUAAAACAUUCUUCUGGUCAUGACAGAAAGGAAAACUAUAAUUCACAUCAGAAGGUCUCCUCUCCUGAAGACAGGUCUGCAGAACAAGAAAGAUCCCCUCGGGAUAGAGAUUACUAUGAUUACAGUAGAUCAGACUAUGAACGUUCACGAAGAGGGUGUUCUUACGAUAGCAGCAUGGAGUCACGAAGUAGGGACCGAGAGAAACACAGAGAAAGAGAUGUGAAUCGAAAAAGGUCCCGAAGAACCCCAUCUCCUGUCAGAAGAAGUCCAGAACAUGCCCAGGAUGAACCUAGUACAAAAAAGAAGAAAGAUGAACUGGAUCCUCUUCUUACUCGUACUGGUGGAGCUUACAUUCCUCCUGCAAAGCUCAGGAUGAUGCAGGAGCAGAUCACAGAUAAAAACAGCUUAGCAUACCAGAGGAUGAGCUGGGAAGCCCUAAAGAAGUCAAUCAAUGGUCUUAUCAAUAAAGUCAACAUUUCUAAUAUAGGCAUAAUUAUUCAAGAACUACUUCAAGAAAAUAUAGUGAGAGGAAGAGGUCUACUGUCCAGAUCUGUUUUGCAAGCGCAAAGUGCCUCUCCAAUUUUCACUCAUGUUUAUGCAGCAUUGGUUGCAAUUAUCAACUCAAAAUUUCCACAAACUGGAGAACUAAUUCUCAAGAGGUUAAUUCUCAAUUUUCGAAAAGGUUAUCGGAGAAAUGAUAAGCAACUUUGUCUGACUGCUUCAAAAUUUGUGGCACAUCUUAUCAACCAAAAUGUGGCACAUGAAGUUUUAUGUUUAGAGAUGCUCACUUUGCUCCUGGAAAGACCAACAGAUGACAGUGUAGAAGUGGCAAUCGGUUUUCUCAAGGAAUGUGGCCUCAAACUAACACAGGUGUCACCAAGAGGAAUCAAUGCCAUUUUUGAACGCCUUCGAAACAUUCUCCAUGAAUCUGAAAUUGACAAAAGAGUUCAAUAUAUGAUUGAAGUGAUGUUUGCUGUACGGAAGGAUGGAUUUAAAGAUCACCCUGUUAUCUUAGGAGGACUUGACUUAGUAGAAGAAGAUGACCAGUUCACCCACAUGCUUCCUCUAGAGGACGAAUAUAAUCCAGAAGAUGUUCUUAAUGUCUUCAAGAUGGAUCCUAAUUUUAUGGAGAAUGAAGAGAAAUACAAAGAGAUUAAAAAAGAAAUUCUUGAUGAAGGAGAUAGUGACUCAAAUACAGACCAAGAUGCUGGGAGUAGUGAAGAUGAAGAUGAAGAAGAAGAAGAAGAAGAAGGAGAAGAAGAUGAAGAAGGACAGAAAGUGACUAUUCAUGACAAAACCGAAAUUAAUCUAGUCUCAUUUCGUCGAACAAUUUAUCUUGCUAUUCAGUCAAGUUUAGAUUUUGAAGAAUGUGCUCACAAGCUGCUGAAAAUGGAGUUUCCUGAAAGCCAAACAAAAGAACUCUGCAACAUGAUACUUGACUGCUGUGCUCAACAACGAACAUACGAGAAAUUUUUUGGCUUAUUAGCUGGGCGAUUUUGCAUGCUAAAGAAAGAAUACAUGGAAUCUUUUGAAAGCAUAUUCAAAGAACAAUAUGAUACCAUCCAUCGCUUAGAAACUAAUAAGCUAAGAAAUGUUGCUAAGAUGUUUGCUCACCUUUUGUAUACGGACUCACUUCCAUGGAGUGUUCUUGAAUGCAUAAGACUGAGUGAAGAAACAACUACGUCAUCCAGUAGAAUUUUUGUUAAAAUAUUUUUCCAAGAACUGUGUGAAUACAUGGGACUUCCUAAGCUUAAUGCAAGAUUAAAAGAUGAAACCCUACAGCCUUUCUUUGAAGGAUUAUUACCCCGAGAUAAUCCACGAAACACUCGAUUUGCCAUCAAUUUCUUUACAUCUAUAGGUCUUGGAGGUUUGACGGAUGAAUUGCGUGAACAUCUCAAAAAUACACCAAAGGUCAUUGUGGCACAGAAACCAGAUAUUGAGCCAGAUAAAUCUUCCUCCUCAUCCUCCUCUUCUGCAUCCUCUUCUUCAGAGUCAGACUCCUCUGCCUCUGAUUCAGACAGUAGUGACAGCAGUUCAGAGUCUUCUAGUGAAGAGAGUGAUUCUUCCUCGAGCAGCAGUCAAAGCUCUUCCUCAGAUAAAGAUAGGAGAAAGAAGAGACAAGGGAAGACAAAAAAUAAAGUAGAUAAAUUGACCAGGAAGCAACAUAAAAAUGAUAAGAAGCAGGAAGAAAGAAGACCAGAGCAGAGGUACCAGGAAACCAGAACUGAAAGGGAAAGAAGGUCAGAAAAGCACAGAGAUAAAAAUUCAAGAGAUACAAAGUGGAGAGAUUCCAUCACAAAAUACAGUUCUGAACAAAAUAAUUAUAGUGGAGUUGUGAAGGACAGAGACCAAGAAAUGCACCCGGAUUUGGAAAAUAAGCAUGGUGGUCCCAAAAAGAAAAGAAGUGAGAGAAGAAAUUCCUUUUCUGAAAAUGAGCACAGACACCGAAAUAAGGACAGUGAAAAUUAUAAAAGGAGAGAGAGAUCAAAGUCAAGAGAGAAAACUAGAAGACACUCUGGUUCUAGAAGUGGUGAGGAUAGUUACCAGAAUGGGGCUGAGAGACGGUGCGAUAAAUCUAGCAGGUGUUUUGAACUAUCCAGAGAAUCAAGGAAAAGUCAUGAUCGAGGAAGAGAAAAAUCUCCAACAAAACAGAAAAAAUAAUUCUGAAAAAUGACAGAAACUGCAUAUGCCUUAUAUUCAAGUGGAGCAAAUUAUUUUUUACAUUGAUUACUGAACUUUAUAGACAAUUCUUGUAUAAAGAACUGGUUUGUAUUGUACAUUGAAAAGAUGUUUUCAUUUUGACAUGUUUUAUAAUUGGUACAUCUCAAGGCCCACAACUUAAAAUUAUUUGAAGUUUCACCAGAGAGGGGUAUGAUUCUUUCUUAUAUUUUGUUAAUAAAAUGAUCAAAUGCUCAUUGAAUCAGUGAUUUUCUUCCUUGACAAAAUAUUUUUUUGAUAUUUCCAGUUAUAUUACCAUUAUAAAUGAAUCACAAGUAACUUUUUAUUUUUAACCAAAGACCAAAAUAGAUGAACCAUUUCACUGUAACAUUUUUGUUUUAUUAAUGAGAUGCUAUGAGCCCUUUUUAUGUGGUCACCCUUUUUUAAUGUAGAAUGAUUAUUUCAGGUUUAUACUGUGUAUUAUAUAAAAAUGUAUGUAAAUAUUUUCAUAAUUUUUGGUAACAUUAGGUGUAUGUUAAACAGACACAGCUAUAUGAUUUUUAAUUAGGACAUCUCUCACUGAUACUGUUUUUUCUUUCUGGACUGCUAGAGAGCAGUUAAUUAAACUAUUUGGUACUUUCUUUAGCUCAGCCUGUAAGUUAUAUCGCCAUUGGUGAGUUUUAUCUACUUAAUUAUAAAUUUGGACUCAUAGGUCAUAGGAGAACAAAUGAUUGUAAGAAUUGUGAACAGCCUCACUUGAAUUUUUAUAAGAACUUUAAGGGUUUUCAUCAUUGUAACUCUCCACUUAUCAUGUGAUCAUAAUAUUUAUUAUUU